CUCCCGCCGCGGCUGGGCCUCCAAAUGGCGACGCCGCGUGCAUUGCGGCUCCCGCACGUAAGCCAGAUAAAUCCAAGCCAGGAUGUACGUCUAUGCGCCAAGAAAUUCUAGUAUACUGGUAGUCCUCGUAGGUGCAUAGAGAUAGUCCAAAGCGCCAGCCAUUAUUUCAGGAUCAGCUCUCCGGAAUCCCAGAUCGCCCAAAGUUCCAAAGUUAAAGUGAGCAGUAGCCUAGUACAGAGCAGAAAAGCGAGCAUAUAUAUAAGUAAUCCUGCGGCCAUUUCCUUGAGAGCACGACUUAGGAGAGACUGGCCGGCCGGCAGCAGGGACCGAUGGCGGUGAUGCGGCAGAGGGCAAGGGCGGCCAAGAGCUUGUGGCUCCUCGUGCGCCGCCUGCUCUGCCGCAAGAGGCAGAGACCGGAGCAGCUGGAGGAAGGGGAGAAGAGCAGCCUCCUGCUCCUCGGCAGAAGCAGCUCCCUGGAGGAGCUCCUGGGUUCUGACGGCGUCUGCCGGUGCGCGUCCACGCCGUGCUGCUGUGGUGGAGCGAAGAAGAAAGAUGGCCAGCAAGCCCGGCAGCGUGUGGACGUGGCUCGCCCGGAGGCGGAGGCGGAGGCCAUGGCCACGACGACAGCGUUGUCGGCAGGCGGCGGCGGCGGUGCGGCGGGGCAGUACCGGAGGUUCAUGUUCGGCGGGUUCCGGCGCCGGCUGAUGGCGAGGAGACAGUGGCGGCCCAUGCUCGUCGCCAUCCCGGAGUGAUCCAUCAACCGAUGAUCCAUCCAUGAUCCAACGAUCGAGUCAUUUUCUGUGUUGUUGAGGAUCCGAUUUCGUUGCAAUAUGUGCAGUGCAAGAUCAUGUCAGUGCAGGUUAUUACGCCUGCUGUUCAAUGUUCAGUUUUCUUCACCUCGCUCCAUUCCUUCCAGUGGUCUAUUGCAGAGCCGUUGAGGCGUUGACCCUUCUGUUGUAGAUGUUCUGUGUUGUAGACUUGUAGUAGUAGCAAAGCGUUGGUACAUAAAUCGAACAAAUCUUUGCCUCGCAAGCA
Brachypodium distachyon (stiff brome) is the source of this 1035-nucleotide messenger RNA. RefSeq lists its product as uncharacterized. Bases 330 to 752 code for a protein of 140 amino acids. The transcript has a single exon. Lineage: Eukaryota; Viridiplantae; Streptophyta; Magnoliopsida; Poales; Poaceae. The record is from RefSeq and is a predicted model, not a curated record.